Piliocolobus tephrosceles (Ugandan red Colobus) is the source of this 1023-nucleotide messenger RNA. Its product is annotated as serine/threonine-protein phosphatase 6 regulatory subunit 2-like. The record is from RefSeq and is a predicted model, not a curated record. The transcript has 2 exons. Bases 580 to 1023 code for a protein of 147 amino acids. Gene Ontology annotation, cellular component: nucleus; cytosol. Lineage: Eukaryota; Metazoa; Chordata; Mammalia; Primates; Cercopithecidae. Gene Ontology annotation, molecular function: protein phosphatase regulator activity; protein phosphatase binding.
GCCAUUUUGGAGCGAUCCCAGUGCCGCCCGCGGCCCGGAGUCGGUCUCCAGCCGCCGGCCGGCCGCGCCGGUGUCCGCAGGCGCUGCGCCCGGGGCCGGGCCCAUGUGUGUGCGGCCCGCCCGAGGCCGCCCGGGCUGUGCCUCCACCAGCGCCCUGGCCUCCGCUCGGGCCUCCACCCGGGCCUCCGAGGAGCUGCCGCAACGCCCGGCCCGCAGGGCAGGUAAAGAGAUUAUAAAUCUUCCACUGAAUGAAACAAAUUUUCUUAAAGCUGCAUAUACUCCAAGAAAAAAACCACAAAUGUUUUUCUAUUUUGCCUGAAUACAUGAUUUAAACAAGAGAUUUCCAUAGAAGCUUUGGUCUUUUGGAUUAAUCCGGUUGUUUUAAAUGAUCCUACUAGAAAAAGUCUUCUAACAGGAUCCUAUUUCGUUGAUGGUCUCUUGUAAUCCACCCAGCCUUCCAUCUUCUCUGUGGCUAGAAACAGGACUGUCCACAAGUCACCUCUAACUGCCCUAUCUUGCAAGUUCUGAUUUUGGAGGGGAAAAAAAAAAAAAGCCUUGACAAGCUCCGCGGCCAUCACGAUGUUCUGGAAGUUUGACUUGAACACCACGUCCCACGUUGACAAGCUGCUGGACAAGGAGCAUGUGACGCUGCAGGAGUUAAUGGAUGAAGAUGACAUCUUGCAGGAGUGUAAGGCUCCGAACCAGAAGCUGCUGGAUUUCCUGUGCAGGCAGCAGUGCAUGGAGGAGCUGGUGAGCCUCAUCACACAGGAUCCGCCCCUGGACGUGGAGGAGAAGGUCCGCUUCAAGUUGGUCGGGGAACUAGUGGGCCACGUGUGCGCACCGUCUGUGCCUGCCUUCACCCACACCAGCCUGCUGGAAGAUGGCAGCCAUGCGAAGACCGCUGAGCUACCCGGCCUCCCAGCCCAGGCUAGUUGCGGUUACCUAACUACCAGCCAGUCCCCAGAUGUGAACGUGGAUAAGCCCAGCGAGCAUCACAGAGCUGCCUUGUCAAUUUCUAGCUGA